GGCGUGGCUUGUAAACUACCUGCAGCAGGUAGACUCGGGUUUCCCGCUGCUCUUCAGUCGUGUGGAUUGUUUUUUUGCUGCAGACUGAAGAUGAUUCACCUGAGCAGAUGAUCACCUCACCUGGAUCACCGGAAGGGCUUCUGAGUGUUUCAACAGUUGUUUCCCCACCAAGUUGGACGUGUUCAACUUUGUUUCCACGCUUCCUGAAAUGAGCUCCUCCAGCAGCCGCCCACAGAGGAGGAAACGCACAGAAGGAACUGAGGCUCACCAGUUAAGGUAAAGGUCAUGUGAUGUCAGGAUGCCUGGAUUCCCAGCGGACCCGCCCUUUUCUGAACUCCACGGUGGUGCCAUCCCAACCACUGAAGGAAGUGAUGUUGUGCCUGCAGAGGACGUGAGUGACAUGGAGCCGUUUCUGGAUCUGUCGGAGUCUCCGUUCCUUCCCACCUCGUCUCCACUGGAGCUGAAUGGGGAGGAAACGCGGCAAGUGGACGGCAGCUGGAGCCAAGAUGGAGACCUGCAGGGAUGUGGAUCAUUGGAGAGGAGGUGGGUCCUCUGGCAUCAGUUUAUGAAAGAACACGCCCUCCUGGACACCUGGCUGCGAUUGGCUGAGCAGGCUGUCAGUUCUUCCAACCCCGCCCACAUUACCUUUGUCACUGCCAAGGAAGAACAGAGGAAGUUUGAGAGGCUGCGGUGCGAGGCGGGAUCUCGGCUCGUCCAGUUAGACAGCCUGACCCGCAGGAACCGAGCGCUGACUCGGCUGUUUCAGGGGUCCAUGCAGGCUCGGCUGCUGGCGUCAACCAGAGAGUGUGGGCAACGAUGGGACAAUGUGAACGCCAAACUGGAAUCCAUCACCAGACAGCUGAAGCUCUUUGUCUCAGAGUGGGAGGGGUUUGAGGCAGAGAGGGACGAGCUUGCUCUCUGGUUGGCUGACCUGGACGUCCGUCUGACCGAGGUGGAUCACCAGACAGGAAACACCUGUGAAAAGCUGCGACGACUCCAGUCCUUCCAGCAGUGUGUGUGCGUUAACUCGGGCCGUGUGAACGCCCUGCUGGGGCGUGGCGAGGCGUUGAUCCAGCGCAGCCAACCGGCUGACGCUCAGCACGUAGAGAGCCGGCUGCUGGAACUGCUGCAGCGCUGCAGCCUCGUCUACAACAACAUCGCACGAACACACACCCGGCUGCUGAGCAUGAGACUGGUAUUUGAGGAUGACUGGAUUCUGUCUCAGGCUUCAGACUCUGGUUGUCCUUCAGAGGGUCUAUUAGAGGAAGAGGGAGCGCUUGAUAAGUCCAACCUGGACCUCCCUGCAAUUUCCAACCAUCCUAAAGAUUUCAGCCAGUCAGCUAACCUCGCCCUCGCCAUCUCCUCAGAUCCGCCUGAACCCAUGCACCUCCCUCCUCCUCCCUCCCCGUCCUCGCCUACCCAUGAGCACCUGGGGCUGGAGUGGGACCCCUCAGUUGACAUCGGACGUUCUGUCUCCCGUGACGACGCAGAUUCGUCGUAUUUCAGUAUCCGCACUGGCCUGUGUCACAGAGAUGGUCUGAAGAGGCGGAGCUACCUCAGCUCCCUCGGCUCUCAGUCCGAUAUCAGCAACGACAACCAGGAAGCAGAAUUGAGGGGUUGGACUCGGCUCAGUGGAGACCAGUGGGCGACCUCGACUCCUGACGGACAGCACAGCGAGCCAGUCGGCUUUGACGGCAGGCGUGUGAGGGCGUGGCUGGGAGUCCAGAGCCCCGCCACUCCAGCGAGGAGGACUUCCUGUUCCAAAGCUGUGCAGACUGAUGGGGAGGUGAAGGGUUACCUGCACGAAAGCCACAUCGACGCACUCAACCAGCUGCGUCCUCAUCUCAACAACAGCCAACAGCCUCUCCUGGCACCCUCCUCUUCACCGUCACAAGACCUAAACGCCUUGUCUGAUUGGAUGAAGUACCAAAAUCCAUCAAAUCCUCAGUGUGACCUCCAGCAGCAGGGCCCCUUCCUCUCUGCUCUCCCCGGCCCUCCUCUACGUCCUUCUGGUUGCAGCGCUUGCUCUCCUGGCCUGCCUGAUCUGGGUCAUCCUGGAGCCGCCGUGUCACCGCAGCAGCAGGUUCCCACGUGGCUUCCACCUAGCACUGAGCUACGUCAACGGACCCCCGCCUACAUGAAGACCACCCUCAUGAGUUCGGACAAAGCACUUUCCUCAGGCUCUGCAGAACGGAGGUUUGCAACUCAUCAUGAAAAUCUAGACAAUUCGCUCAUUUCAAUUAACCCACAAGCUCGACUCAGACAUCAAAGAUCUCUGCCAGAAAUCUGCAGGGAAUGCAGGAUGAAGACAGAUAAUUAGACCUCGAGUCAAGGUCAGCACUGAGGUCAAACGUGCUUCCGCAACCUCCGAAACAGCAGUUCUGCCCAUUUUCCAAUGUUAAUUUCCAUCAUUAUCCAUGUAGCUAACUACAAAUUAGCUCCUGUACGGGUUAAACUCGGGCAGCUUUAUUGUUCUAGGGAUGUAACUGUCAACGAUAGGCAUCAGUUAAUGGUUUUAACCACAGCUGUUACUAUUUUUCUCCCGACAGUUAAGAAGAAGCACGAGUGAAAUGUCCUGAAAGGUCUGAAUGUCACUGAAAAAGGGGGGGAAAGAUGUUUUUUUCUUAAAACAUAAAUGUUUGGCCAGUAAAGUGAGACCAUCCCAGCAUGUUUCUGUGCUGUUUACAUCAUUUCAAAAAAGAAGAAAAAAAGAGGCAGCAUCAAGAAAGAAUGCUUUGAUUGCAUUGGACACCUCUGAAAUAAUGUUCAUCCUUGACCUUGAAAUUAGUCAUUUGAAGUGGAAACUAGAGGUCUGAUGGCAGCUGGUAACAGUCGAUGGUACAUUGUGAUAAAAUCAGCCAUUUGCUUAACAUUUUUAAACUCCUGAAAGCUGGAAAAAAGGCUAUGAUUCAAGAAAAAAAACGACUCGGUCACUGAUCAUGAUGUAUACAAUAAGCUCCUUUUCUUUUUUUCACUCCACACCCGGUACCUUGCUCCUGUCAAUUCCAGCUUUCAUUCUGCGUGUAGUUCUUUCCUAUAAUCCUCAUUUCCAUUAAACACAGUAUGUAACACACAAUGUGUUAUCUUAGAUUGUCAUUUUUGCUCAGUGAAAGCAUUUGUAGUAUCGUCUGGUUAAAGAUCCACACUAGUACUGGGUUUAGUUCAGAGUUGGAACGUCAAUGUUGCUCGCAACAACCAAAGUGUUAGCUUUGGUGUUGCAGGAAAGUUGAAUGCCUUAUGAGGGUAAAUAAUAGAAGUAUAUACACUGUUUACCCAGUAUUUGACAUUGUUAUUUUAUUUUUAUAUUCUAAACACUGAUGGGUUUGACCAAUGAGAAUGUGUCUUAGUCUGAAGUCUGACUUGUAGGGUUGUAUAUUUCUGUUUUUCCAGAUAGAAACGCAGCACUAGCGCUGUAGGGAGGUCACGUUCAACAACACUUUCAUUACUCACGUUAUUAUGUAAAACAUUUAAUGAGGCUUACAUAUGAUAUAUCUUUAAACUGCUAUCAGUGCUAAUGUAGCUAAAGCUAACGCAUUGCAUGCAGCUGACAAGCUUUUCCAUAAAUGACUGCUUUGUUUGAUGCCAUUCAUGUCAUAAUUAUGAAGUGUUUUGUACGUAAUUUAAAUCACUACCUGCCUUGUUACAUCGUGAUAGCACUUCAAAUCGACUUAAGAUAUUUUAUAACAAAGGCCUGAAAGGGAAGUGUUUAAUGAUAUAUCUUUUUCCGUCCACUAACAGUGUCAUCGAUGUCACGCACCAGCUUUAAGAAGGCGCUGUCUGCUUUAUUAUUUUGUGUUUUAAGUGAUUGGAGAGUUUCGGUAAACUGAAUUGAAUUUAGCUUUGGUUCAGACACCCAGUGCGUCCUCACAGGCUGUGGUUUGACCUGCUUUUGUCAUAUGAUGAUUGGACAUUUUUGAGUUUAUGAUGUAGUUUCAUGACUGACUUUCUCAGGGGAACAUUCACGUUCCCUAAAAAAAAAAAACUGUUAAACUUGACUUUAGCCGGCUGCGUUAUGAUGAUGGUGAAAACGUACAUUUUAAGGCUUUCAGAGGUCUGACAAUGUCAUAAAUAAAAGGGAACUUGAUAAGUCAACUGCAUCUAAAACAUUUCACUUUUUAUUGUCUAAUUAUUUUCUUGAUCAUUGUUUAAUAUUAAAAAAAAAACAGAUAUCACGUCCAAUCAAAUGUUCUUGCUUUUGUACAUGUGUUUGAAGACAAUAAAAUGAAUUGUAUGAAA
Molecule: messenger RNA, 4236 nt
Organism: Micropterus dolomieu (smallmouth bass)
Lineage: Eukaryota; Metazoa; Chordata; Actinopteri; Centrarchiformes; Centrarchidae
Exons: 13
Coding region: 299-2320 (673 amino acids)
Cellular component (GO): meiotic nuclear membrane microtubule tethering complex; membrane; nuclear envelope
Molecular function (GO): protein binding
Source: RefSeq, a predicted model, not a curated record